Messenger RNA from Beauveria bassiana ARSEF 2860, 1470 nucleotides. RefSeq names its product secretory lipase. Gene Ontology annotation, molecular function: triacylglycerol lipase activity. The transcript has a single exon. Lineage: Eukaryota; Fungi; Ascomycota; Sordariomycetes; Hypocreales; Cordycipitaceae. Bases 1 to 1470 code for a protein of 489 amino acids. The record is from RefSeq and is a predicted model, not a curated record. Gene Ontology annotation, biological process: lipid catabolic process.
AUGCACGUCAAGACAUGGACAUGUUUGGUAACUGUCGCCGCAGUGACGGCUGCAGACCAAGUUGCCAACUUUUUCCUACCAGAAGCCACAUAUCCAGCCUACGGAUGUGGUGAGGAAUGCCAAAAGGCAAUCAACCUGGCCGUGCCGGCCGACAUUACCGCCGUCGGCCUCGACUUUGACAGCGGCUUUUACGCCACGGCGGACAACUUUAGCACCAGCCUGCCGCCCGGCGAGGUGCUCAAGUUUGAAACGCUCAACGCCAACGACCGUACUGUCAGCUCGGGCACGAGCCUGUUUCGUCUACAAUACACGUCUCGCGACCUCGACGGGGCCAUUGUGCCGGCCACGGCGUUUAUAGCCCUACCGCAGGGCAGCAACUAUGCGCGGCAGCAGCAACAGCAACAGCAGCAGCAACAGCAACAGCAGCAGCAGCAGCUGGAGGGCGGCAAGCAGCAGCAACAGCAGAAGCUGCCAGUCGUGGCGUGGGCGCACGGCACCAUUGGCCUCUUUGCCGGCUGCGCGCCGUCCAACGGGCCCAACAUGUACGACUACGGCACGUGGCAGCCGCUCGUGCAGCGCGGCUAUGCCGUGGUCGCGACCGACUACGCGGGGCUCGGCAGCAACUACACCAGCCACAAGUACCUCUCGCACCGCGCGCACAUCAACGACGUGUACUACUCGGUCCGUGCCGCCCGGCGCGUGCUCGGAGCUGUCCUGGCCGACGAGUGGAUGGCCGCCGGCCACUCGCAAGGCGGCGGCGCCGCGUGGAAGCUCGCCGAGAGCUCCUUUGUGAAGAACGACACAAGCUACUUGGGCACGGUGGCUAUUGCGCCGGCCACGUACGUCGUCGACAUGUUCCUUGGUAGCCUCGGCAAGCCCACUCCCGCGCUGCUUGGCUACUUUACCUACUUUCCGUUUGCCCUGCAGCGCGCGCUGCCGUCACUCAACAACAGCAGCAGCAACAGCAGCAGCAACAGCAGCAGCAGCAGCAGCAGCUUUGUGGCGCUAGACAUGCAGAAGCGGCUGCACCUAGCCGAGCGCAUGCAAGUAUGCAUCAGCGGCAUGUUUGCCAUGGUCUCCGGACUCAACUUCACGCAAAUCAUCAACGCGACCGAGCUCGCGCGGGGCCGGCCCGAGAUGCUCGCGUGGCAGAGUAAUAAUAGCGCCGCGCAGGGGGACAGGUCCCCGGCGCCGGUGCUGGUGGUCCAGGGCGAGGCCGACACGUCGGUGCUGAUGAACACGACGCGGAAGGCGUGGAAGAGGUCCUGCGAGGCGGGCAACGAGGUCCAUCUGCGCCUGUACGCGGGCCAGGAGCACUCGGCUACGACGGAGGCGGCGGCGCCGGAGUGGGUAGGAUGGAUUGAUGAGCAGUUUUACGGCCGCAGGGCGCUUGCGGCUGGUCAGAAUUGCACGGAAAAGGUGCGAGACUUGUUUGCGGGUAGCGAUACGAAAGCCCCGCCAGAGGAGUAA